Molecule: messenger RNA, 2153 nt
Organism: Solea solea (common sole)
Lineage: Eukaryota; Metazoa; Chordata; Actinopteri; Pleuronectiformes; Soleidae
Product: S-adenosylmethionine decarboxylase proenzyme-like
Exons: 1
Coding region: 462-1454 (330 amino acids)
Biological process (GO): spermidine biosynthetic process; spermine biosynthetic process
Cellular component (GO): cytosol
Molecular function (GO): adenosylmethionine decarboxylase activity
Source: RefSeq, a predicted model, not a curated record
UAGGAUUCCUCCUGGACGCCUCCAUGGUGAAGUGUUCUGGGCUUUUUCAGAUACACCCGUCCUGCAGCUUUAAUAAAUCUGUCUUUGAUCUUUUCUCCUAUAGAAAAUUCCCUGUCAUUGUACAAUGUUUAUCGCAGGUUAUGACCUCAUAGCUAGCGCCAUGAGGUAUGAAAGAUUUAUGACUUAAAAGGAAAAUGCGUAGCAUUAGGAAAGCUAAGUGUCUCCUGGCCAAAGGUACUCGCUGACCAUAAGACGGAAGCUACUGUGACUUGCACAUAAAACCACUACGGCAUCUGCAUUUUAGUACUUUACACAAUAUGGCUGCCGAUGUUAGCUAGCGCCCACAAAUUGUAUUCUCUGUCAAAGGGAAGACAUAACAAAGCGAAUACGCAGCAAAUUUUAGGACUGGAUUUAAGAAUACAAACAUAUCCAACAUUUCGUUGGGUGUCUGUUGCCUCAGCAUGGAAGAGUACAAUGCACAUUUCUUUGAGGGGACUGAGAAGCUGUUGGAGGUGUGGUUCUCUCAACAUGAUGAGACCGAAGGAACCGGGGACCUCCGCACCAUCCCCAGGUUUGAGUGGGACAAACUUUUGAAGAAUGUGCAUUGCUUGAUCAUCAGUGUGACAAAGACUGACAAACUGGAAGCUUAUAUACUCAGUGAGAGCAGCAUGUUUGUCUCCAAGACACGUUUUAUCCUGAAGACGUGCGGAACCACCCUCUUGCUACAAGCACUAAACCCUCUGCUGGAUUUGGCAAGGCAGUACUGUGCCUUCAGUGCUGUGGAGAACAUUUUCUACUCCCGCAAGAACUUUGUGAAGCCAUCUCAGCAGGAGUUCCCUCAUCAAAACUUCCAGGAGGAAGUGGACUUUCUCAUCCAGAUUUUCCCAAAUGGUACAGCCUACUGUAUGGGGCCUUUGAACUCUGACUGCUGGUACCUUUUUACCCUGGACCUACCAGAGCACUGGAAAAACAAGUAUGCAGAUCAGACACUCGAAGUUCUGAUGAGUGACCUUGAUCCAACCAUUAUGGACCAGUUCUACAUGAAAGAUCAAGUUUCGGCAAGAGAUGUCACUCGCAUGAGUGGAAUUUGUGACCUGAUACCAGGUUCUGUGAUCGAUGCCGCGAUGUUCAACCCUUGUGGAUACUCAAUGAAUGGAAUGAAGAGUGAUGGGACUUACUGGACUAUCCACAUCACUCCUGAGGCAGAGUUCUCUUAUGUUAGCUUCGAAACCAACCUCUCUGCAAGAUCUUUUGAUAAUUUGGUGAGGAAGGUGGUGGAUUUGUUCAAGCCAGGGAAGUUUGUGACGACCCUCUUUGUUAAUCAAAAGUCCAAAUGUCGCAGUGUCUUUUCUUCAGACAAGAAACUCAUGGGCUACAAGUGUCUCAACCGCCAGUUGGUGCAGUUCAACGACUACAAUUUGGUCUUCACAAGUUACGCCAGCAACUGCCAGUAGAACUAGCAGCGAUGUAUCAUCCAAUAGUGUAUUAUGAAAUCGUAGAAUAGAAAGUUAUGAGGCCAUAGUAUCAAGUUCAUGAUGAUGUCAUUGCACAGGAGGUCAAAGUAUAUUGCAUUACGAUGAUCCUUCCUUUUCAAGGGCAAUUUAAAUUAAAGUUAUGACUUAUAUGAAUGUGGACUGGCCUCAUCAUGGAUACUGGCACAACAGCACCGGUGCUAAAAGAAAUUCAAGGGGAAACACUGAGCAAGGCUUAACUUUAUGCAGUGUGGUUAGUACUAACACCACUAGGACAGACCAGGGUUUGGAUGAGGGACUGUCCCAGGUCCUCUGUGUUGGGUUUACAUGUUCUCUCCAGGUCCGGGUUCCUGUUUCCCCAUACCAUAAAAAAUGUGUUAGGGUAAUAAUCCUUCCUGCCAGUCCCCCGGACCAAGGCACUGACACAUCUGGAGUUGGCCCUGCUCAGUGGCUGCCCAUUGCUCCUAGUUCUAUAGAAGGAAGGUUUGUAGCAGAGGAUGGGUAAAAUGCAAGGGACACAUUUCCCAACAAGGAUUAAUAAAAUGACCUUAACUUGAUCUUAACCCCAAAUAAUUAAAAAUAAAGCAAAUACCAGUGAGGAUGAGUCCCAGGUAAGCUACACAUGGAAUGGUAGACUCUCUUAGCUAACUGGGAUUAAAGGGUAAUAAGAAAUCGUCAGUG